GGUUAAUGAAGACCGGUAGUAUAUUAGGAUAUUAAUAGUCGGUUCUGUGUCUUAGAUAUCGUGGUGUUUGUCCGUAGUAUAAUUAAUCUCAUGGAUAUUUUGAUGUUUUACAUUUUGUCAAGAUACUAUUGUGUAUGUGAUGUUUGGUUGAUAAAUCUGAUAGUAUAUUAUAAUAGUCUGACAGCAUGCUGUGUUAAUUCGUUGUUACAAUGAGAUGUUAUUUAGAAGAAAUUCAGAACAAGUUGUUAUGAAUUGAGAUAGUAUGCUAAUAUAACGGUGUGUUCUUCUGAAUCUAUAUAUUAAUUGUAGAACCAGUAUUAAUAUACCAUUACUUUAAAAUGAAUUGUUGGUCGCUUAACUACACUGCAUUUUUAGUUAUGCAUGCUUGUGUAGUUAUGUGUAUGCCGUGAAAAUGUAUGCCUAUGAUAUGUUUCAUAUUUGUUGCGUAUUUUAUGUUUCUCAUAAUUACACAAUUUUAUGUGCUUUACAGCCGAAUCAAACCUAAUGGCUCAGAAAGAACUAGACCAAGGCAGCUGGACCCGACAAUUCCGAUCCAGCCUACACUCAACAGUAGACUUCUUCGCAAAUGUCAGUCUGCGAAAAGCGCACUACAAAUGCCUCAAAAGAACGCCAUUCUACCGGCUAAUCUUACCGUUUGCCAAGCAUGAAAUAUCCAUCUCGCAAGUCACAUGGACACAAAUAGGCACAGUCCUCAUAUUGAAAACAUACAACAAAGAAGACAGAGUGUUCAAGAUUGGAGGAAGAGAAUUGCAUGUCACAGAUGAGGAUUGCAAUCUGAUAUUCAGCAUCAAAUCAGGUGAACAAAGCAUAAGUAUUCGCAGAACCACCAAACCAGAAUUUGGUCUAACCAAUCGUAAAUUUAGAGACGUAUAAAAAAUACGAUUGGGGAUGUUGAAGCCUAAGAUGAUGGAAUACAUUGACAGUAGGGAUGACGAGGAUGUCGAAGAUGUGGUUCGUAUAAUCAUACUCCAUGUACUUACAUCCUGUUUUUUUGUAACUUCCGGAGACCAAGUCAGCUGGUGGAUGGUACAGCUGUGUGAUGAACUGUACAAACUCAGUGAUUACAAUUGGGCAGGUUACAUCGUCGAAUUCCUGAUGAAAUAUGUGCAGGAAACAGAACCAUCAUUAGUCCGUGGAUGCACAACACUAUUGUUGUUCUGGAUGUGUGAGAGGAUAAAUAUCAUUGAACCAAUCAUCGCUGAUGCUUUCCCAAGGUUCCAGAAGUGGAAUUUGAAAACACUGGGGACAGCGCUGGAGUAUAAAGCCAUCAGAGACAUCCACAACGAUGAAGUGAACGAGUCAGCACUCACUCAGACAGAAGAAGAAACUGCGUUCUUCAGCAAGGACACAUCUGCUGCAGAAAGAGGCAGUAAAAGGAAAAGAACAAUUAAAAAUAAGGAGCACAAGAAAGGCAAAACAGAUGACACAUGCACCAGUUCUGAAACAGGAGACACUGAUCAGAAUAUCAAUGUCCCAGAAAAAUUCAUGACUAAAUUACGUGAGAAGUCGUCAGAAAAUCGCCGUCUUUCCAAGCUAGCACUUCAGUACGAGACUAAAUCCCAUAUACUGAGAGAGAAGAACGAACAUCUGGAAUACCUCUUGGCCAAAUACGCACCAGCUGCAGAAUCGAGUCGUGGGGGAUCGGCCCAACCCAUAGACCAUACAACAGAAGCAAAGUUAGCUGCCGAAACAUUACGUUGCGCCGCACUCGAAGAACAGCUGCUACUUAUGAAACAGUCAUACGAUGACUUGGAAGCAACAACAGCACUGUUGAAGCUACAUGUAGAGGCCCUGACCGCUGACAACAACAGCCGCAAGAAGUCCAAAACAUGAAUUCAGAACUCCGGUGACGAACCUGAUACCAAAUUGCACGAAUCAGCUGGCAAGGCAACCACUUCCAUGGUGACAGGCUCAACUCCAAAAACUCCCACGGAAGACAGUAUGCCAUCUUUCCGAUUGUUUUCACAAACGCAGCCUGACCCUAAUGAAACAGAUGCAGAGCGCGAUGAUCUUUUACCUCUGACGUACGUUGAUGAGACCGAGAUACAACUCGUUGAUCUCAUUACUGAUGUAACGUUGCUGAAAGACAUCAAUAAGGAGAAGAGUCAGACGAUACUCCACCAAAACGAAUUAAUGAAACAGCUGAAGCACACAAUAUCUAGUACCAAAAAGACUAGCAAUUGUCCUCAAAUUUCAGUUGAACAAAUGAAUGUAUCCUUCGAGAUUGAUGGGGGGAUCAUGGACACCAACAGCGAAGGUCAUGAGGGCUCAGUGAACAUAUCUGCUGACACAUUGAUCUUACCGCAUGCCAACACGGAACAUGCCGAAAGCAUCGAAAAAAUACUACCCAUAUCUGAUAGAACACGGUCCAAGCGUCCUGCGGUAA
Erythranthe guttata (spotted monkey flower) is the source of this 2407-nucleotide messenger RNA. Lineage: Eukaryota; Viridiplantae; Streptophyta; Magnoliopsida; Lamiales; Phrymaceae. The record is from RefSeq and is a predicted model, not a curated record.